This is a messenger RNA of Daldinia decipiens, 2203 nucleotides long. RefSeq names its product putative sugar transporter. Lineage: Eukaryota; Fungi; Ascomycota; Sordariomycetes; Xylariales; Hypoxylaceae. Bases 339 to 1889 code for a protein of 516 amino acids. The transcript is spliced from 5 exons. Gene Ontology annotation, biological process: transmembrane transport; carbohydrate transport. Gene Ontology annotation, cellular component: membrane. The record is from RefSeq and is a predicted model, not a curated record. Gene Ontology annotation, molecular function: carbohydrate:proton symporter activity.
UAUAUAAUAACUAAUACUAAUAACAACUAUUCGUAUUGCCUUGUACUUUGAGGGAUUGAUCAUACGUAACUUUUAAACAUAUCACUUAUAUGAUGUCUAACCUUGGGCGGUUGAGUUCAGGGGUUGAGCUCAGGGGUUGUGGCAUAUCUCAUGUGACCGUUAUGGCCUGUGGAACUAAAGCAGACAUCCCUGUUCAUCCCCGAUUCUCCCCACAUUCCCCAGUGCCCCUGAGAACGUUAUUUGUAUCUAGACUUUGACUGUUUUAUCUAUUUGCCAUUCUUUAACGGCACAUCGGUGGAGGAGCUUAGAUUCCGAGUCAACAUCCUCGGUGCCGAACGAUGAUUCAUCUCGUCAAACAGACGACGCCAAUUCGACCGGCCGGCAAUGUAACGCCGGGUCGGAAACGGCUGGCAGAUCUCCGAUAUGUGUACACGCUCACUGCCUUUGUGUCCCUCGGAGGCUUCCUCUUUGGCUGGGACCAGGGGGUCAUGGCUAUGAUCAUUGCCGACGAGAGAUGGUUGAAGCUGAUGCAACCUGCAAGCGAUUGGAGUGUGGGCUUCGUUGUUAGCAUAUAUAACAUCGGCUGUGUCAUUGGGGCUAUGACAACUGGCUUUUUUGCAGAUGCCUGCGGUCGUGAGAGGACCAUUUCCUUGGCGAGCACCGUCUUUAUCAUUGGCGCGCUACUUCAGGCCGCAUCCUACACCAUCGCACAGAUUAGCAUCGGCCGUUUUAUCCUCGGGCUAGGGGUUGGCGCAUAUUCUGCGGGUGUUCCGCUCUAUAUUUCGGAGAUAUCCCCUGCAGAGCUCCGCGGGAGGAUAGUCGGGAUCGAAUUGAUGAUCCUCUGUUUCGGUGAAAUGGUCGUGUUCUGGACCGUCUACGCCUUCUAUUUCCUCAACUCCGACGACUGGUGGCGAAUCCCUUUAGCUAUUCAGGUUGUGCCUGCUAUCAUUCUUGCCAUUGGAUGUUGGACGUGGGUACCUCCUAGUCCUCGUUGGCUUGUGGCUGAAGAGAGAUAUGAAUGUGCUCUUGAAGUUCUCUCGAGGCUACAUGGUUCGGAAGCGGCAGAACUCGAAAUCAGCGAGAUCCGGAAGACCGUGUCCGAAGAGCAAAUAACUACGCAGGCAUCUUGGUCAGACAUGUUUAAAGGGCCAGUCCUAAGAGUCACCCUAUUAGGAACCAGCAUCCAAAUGUUCCAACAAACUACAGGAACUAAUGGGAUCUUUUAUUACGCACCUUCGCUCUUCAAGAAGGGUGGAAUAACAGACCCUACCAUGGCCAAUCUAGCGACUGGAGGGAUUGGUGUGGUACUGUUCCUUAGCUCCUGGAUACCCAUUUUCUAUUUCGACCGCUUUGGACGAAAAACUUGGUUGCAAUUCGGCUUGAUAGGCAUGAUCUCCGCCCUUGUUGGGAUUUGUGUUCUACAGCAGCAUGCCGCAGACUACCCCCACAGCCCGGCAAACAAUGUUAUUGUAAUAUUUCCUUACAUGUUCUUUGCAUUCUUCAAUAUGAGCUGGAGCUCUGGUUCGUGGACUUACGCAGCUGAAAUUUUUCCAAUCUCCCUACGCGCUAAAGGAAAUGCGCUUUGUACAGCCUCACUUUGGAUAUCGAAUUUUGUGGUAGCCCAGGUGUCACCCCCUAUCGAGACCGCCACAGGUUAUGGCCUUUAUAUACUGUUUGCGAUUAUAUGUAUCGUUGCGUUCUUCUUCGUGCGAUAUGCCCUUGUUGAAACAAGAGGCCGGUCACUUGAAGACAUGGCGGAGCUCUUCGGCAUUGACGGUAGUAAAGAGAGCCAAGACCUACAGGACUCAAUAAGACAAGGAUUACUUCAAUCUAAUUUAAGGGAUGAGGAUGACACCCUAAUUGACGAUGACUCGGAGAAUAUAGAGUAACAAUUCUCGUAUAUAGGUACGCUCCGGGUAGCCCUAUCGCAAUAUAGGCUUUCUAUGAACUACUCUGGCCUCCUGUAUAAUGUAUAGAGCUUCAAGAAUCCCCAUGGUUUUGUUUACUUGUUAGAUUACCUUAUUAUUUAGAUGUGCAAUCUUGUUAUGGGAUUAUCUACCUAAUGUAUUAGUUGCACUACUUAGGUAGGUAGGUACUUUACUUGGGUAAAGUAUGGAGUUUACUAUGUCUACCUACCUAAGUUAUACAACGAGUCCAGCUUUAACUACCUUAGGUACUUAGGUAGUCUUCGCCAGUUCAAAUA